AUGGCGCCCAGCGAAGCAGAUCUGAACGCUGGCGUGGUUGUUGGUGUCGGAGCACUCAACAAUGACGAGGUUCGACCUAGAGUUGACAUCGAUGUGAUGAUCUCAAAGCAGCCAGAUGUGUUCAACCUUUUUCUGUUAGCCCUCAUUGACCUUCAGGCAGACUCUUCAAAGCUUGGCUACUUCGCCAUGGCUGCCAUUGUCAAGGAGUACGACCAUUCAAUCCAGCCAAGAUAUCGAGCUGCGGCGAGGGCUUUUCGGUUUCCCUAUUGGGAUUACUUCCGUCCUCGUGAUGUUGACGCGAAGUUCCCGGGUAUCACAUUGGAAGGUAAUCGAACGCGAUACAGCUAUGACUUUCGUAUGCCUGAUGUUUUCAAUGUUACCGAUGUGAUGAUCCGCAUGCCUCCACAUGACCGCAUGGAAGUCCGGAGGAAUCCUCUUUACAACUUCAAGUUCACAGACAAGCUGAACCUGGACAGAGAUUGGUCCAGGGCCAAACUGAACAACUUCAACCCUGAUCGGACGGUACGCUGCCCGCGGGACAAGAGAUCCAAAUAUCACAAUGUGCAGGAAUUGAGCGACAGUCUCAACAGUGGUCGUGAGGGCAGAGCCGCAAUGAUGCUCGACAUUCUGAACCCAAAUUCCAGUCGUUACCCAGAUCUCCAGGAUGUAGCAUCAGAUAUGGUUCUACGAGGAGGCGACUUGACGAACACAAAGCUGACUAGAACGAUCUCUGGCGUACCCGGAUCAAGAGCUGCGAGCUAUGGCUCAAUCGAAGGCCUGCAUGGUAAUUAUCACACAAUCAUUGGUGGUUCGAACGGCCAUAUGUCACAUCCGUCGAUCGCUGCUUUCGAUCCUAUCUUUUGGUUCCAUCAUUGCAACGUCGAUCGCAUAUUCGCUAUUUGGCAGGCGACACACCCCAAUGCAUGGUUUCCACCACCCGGAAGGGAUUCCCGAGGGAGACCUCUAAAAGCCGAAAGUGAGAAGGACCUCCUUCCUUUCUACAAAGUCAAAAAUGAAAUGGGGACAAUCUUCUACGAUUCAGACUGGGCUCGAGAUACUGAAAGCUUUGGAUACACCUAUCCCGAUCUCGAGGGCCUUCGUGACCCACGAUCAGUUUGGCGUAGCGUGUACAACAAGUACAUCUGGAGUAUUCGCAGUGCUUCGAGCAGCCGGUUUUCCCCACCACCAUCGGAUAUGAAACCGAUCAAUCUCAACAAAGCCCAGGUCUUUCAGUAUCCUGGAGCCAACUCGCGGGGUAGCGCUCCUGAUUCACAUGAAUCAAAUGAUACCUCCGUUCGAAUCGUAUACAGGCGAGUCUUGUCGUCCAGUUCGGACACUUCAACAACAUCGCAGGUCUCCAUUCAAAGCUACAGCUCUGCACCAGCUCCUGAUAACGAUAUUGAUCCGUAUUUCGACCGCACGUGGUACAUCGAUAAUAUUGUAAAAAGGAAUGUACUCAACGGUCCGUUCACGAUUUACUUCUUUCUCUGUCUCAAAUCGAGAUUCCCCGACGAUCCGGAGGAUUAUUCUACUAGUCCUUAUCUAGCUGGCAUCAACCACAUUUUCGCCGCACCACGUGAAGUCUGCGACAAUUGCGGAAGGCAAGACGCAGCGGGGGCUCUAGCUUCAGACACAGUGCCAAUCACAGCGUUGCUACUUGACUACGUGGCUAUUGGAGUACUGGAAAGCAUGCGCGCGGAGCAUGUCCAUCCAUUUUUGGUCAAAUACUUGCGCUGGAGAGUUGUCUACGAUGGAAGCUCCAGGGCCGAUCCCAGGGACUUGCCACAGUUCGAGGUAAUGGUCAGUGCCAGGAUCAGUCACGAAGACGGCUCUACGACAUAUGCUUCGUAUCCAGACAUAACCGAAGAUAUUUACUACAAUGCCGCGUCUGCUGCGUACUAA
Messenger RNA from Exophiala bonariae, 1902 nucleotides. RefSeq lists its product as uncharacterized. The transcript is spliced from 6 exons. Lineage: Eukaryota; Fungi; Ascomycota; Eurotiomycetes; Chaetothyriales; Herpotrichiellaceae. Gene Ontology annotation, molecular function: oxidoreductase activity. The coding region runs from base 1 to 1902 and encodes 633 amino acids. The record is from RefSeq and is a predicted model, not a curated record.